This is a messenger RNA of Urocitellus parryii (Arctic ground squirrel), 2517 nucleotides long. RefSeq names its product toll like receptor 10 (gene Tlr10). Lineage: Eukaryota; Metazoa; Chordata; Mammalia; Rodentia; Sciuridae. Gene Ontology annotation, molecular function: Toll-like receptor 2 binding; lipopeptide binding; transmembrane signaling receptor activity. The record is from RefSeq and is a predicted model, not a curated record. Gene Ontology annotation, biological process: cellular response to bacterial lipopeptide; immune response; toll-like receptor signaling pathway. Gene Ontology annotation, cellular component: plasma membrane.
UUGGAACUCAUCUUCAUCAUUCAUAUGAGGAAACCAGGGAUAAAAUACUUGGAAACACAAUGAAACUCAUCAGAAACUUUUAUGUAUUUUGUAAUAUUGUUAUGUCAAUAGAGGGCUUGGCCUCAAAGCUUCCAGAAGAAAAGGAAUUAAUUUCUAACUACUCCAAUAUGUCUCUAAAAAAGGUUCCCACAGACUUGACCCCAUCCACAACCACACUGGAUUUAUCGUAUAACCUCCUUUUUCAAGUUCAGAAUUCAGAUUUUCAUUCUCUCUCCAAAUUGAAAGCUUUGAUUUUAUGCCAUAACAGAAUCCAACAGCUGGAUAUCAAGAUCUUUGAACUGAACCAAGAGUUAAGAUAUUUAGAUUUGUCUUAUAAUAGACUGAAGACUGUAACUUGGUAUUCGCUGGCAGGUCUCAGACAUUUAGAUCUUUCUUUUAAUGACUUUGACACCGUGCCUAUUAGUGAAGAGAUUGGCAACAUGUCUCACUUGGAAGUCCUGGGUUUGAGUGGAGCAAAAAUACAAAAAUCAGAUUUCCAGAAAAUUGCUCAUUUGCAUCUCAAUACUGUCCUCUUAGGAUUGAGAACUCUUUCUUAUUAUGAAGAAGGUAGCUUGCCCAUCUUAAACACAACAGAACUUCACAUCAUUUUGCCAAGAAACACAAAUUUUUGGGUUCUUUUGCAUGAUGGACUCAAGACUUCAAAAAUAUUAGAAAUGACAAAUAUAGACUGCAAAAGCCAAUGUGUGAAUCAUGAAACUCAACAGAAUCUUAUUUUAAAGAAUGCCAAGACAUCUAUUCUGUUAUUUAACAAAGUUGAUUUACUCUGGGAUGACCUCCUCCUUAUCUUCCAAUUUGUUUGGCAUACAUCGGUGGAAUACUUCCAAAUCCAAAAUAUAAUUUUUGGAGGGAAUGUUUAUCUUGACCGCAAUUCAUUUGACUACUCAAAUACUGUAAUGAAAGCUAUAAAAUUGGAGCAUGUACAUUUCAGAAUUUUUAAUAUUCCACAGGAUAGAAUGUACUUGCUUUUUACAAACAUGAAUAUAGAAAACCUGACAAUAUCAGAUGCACAAAUGCCACACAUGCUUUUUCCUAAUUAUCCUGUAAGUUUCCGAUAUUUAAAUUUAGCCAAUAAUAUCUUAACAGAUGACCUGUUUAAAAAACCCACCCAAUUGCCUUAUUUGAAAACUCUCAUUCUGGAGGGCAAUAAACUGGAGACACUUUCCUUAGUGAGUAGCUUUGCUAACAGUACACCCUUGAUGCACUUGGACCUGAGCCAAAAUCUAUUACAACAUAACAAGGAUGAAAAUUGCUUUUGGCCAGAAACGUUGAUCACCAUGAACUUGUCAUCCAAUAAAUUUGCUGAUUCUGUUUUCAGGUGUUUGCCCAGAAGUGUUCAAAUACUUGACCUGAAUAAUAACCAAAUUCAAACUGUCCCUAGAGAAAGUAUUCACCUGAAGUCUUUACGAGAGCUAAAUAUUGCAUUUAAUUUUCUGACUGAUCUCCCCGGGUGCAGUCAUUUCAGCAGACUCUCAGUUCUGAACAUUGAAAUGAACUUCAUUCUCAGCCCAUCCCUUGAUUUUUUCCAGAGCUGCCAGGAAGUUAAGAGUCUAAAUGCAGGAAGAAAUCCAUUUCGGUGUACUUGUGAAUUAAGAGAUUUCAUUCAGCUUGAAAAAUAUUCAGAGGGCAUGAUGAUUGGAUGGUCAGAUUCAUACAUCUGUGAAUACCCUUUGAAUCUAAGGGGGACUCGGUUAAAAGAUGUUGAUCUUCCUGAAUUGUCUUGCAACACAGCUUUGUUGGUUGUCACCAUUGUGGCCAUCAUGACCAUUCUGGGGGUGACCGCGGCCUUCUGCUACCUUCGCUUGGAUCUGCUUUGGUACCUCAGGAUGUUAGUUCAAUGGGCACGAACCUGGCACAGGGUUAGGAGGACAGCACAAGAACAACUUAAGAGCAAUGUCCAAUUCCAUGCGUUUAUUUCCUACAGUGAACAUGAUUCUCUCUGGGUGAAGAAUGAAUUGAUCCCCAAUCUAGAGAAAGAAGAUGGUUCUGUUUUGAUUUGUCUUCCUGAGAGAAACUUUGACCCUGGCAAGAGCAUUGCUGAAAAUAUCAUAAGCUGCAUUGAGAGAAGCUAUAAAUCCAUCUUUGUUUUGUCCCCCAAUUUUGUCCAGAGUGAGUGGCGCCAUUAUGAACUCUAUUUUGCCCAACACACUCUCUUCCAUGAAAGGGCUGAUCGCAUCCUUCUUAUCUCACUGGAACCUGUUCCAUUGUACUGCAUUCCUACCAGGUUCCAUGAGCUGAAAGCUCUCAUGGAAAAGAAGGCAUGCUUGGAAUGGCCCAAGGAUAGAUGUAAAUGUGGGCUUUUUUGGGCAAAUCUUCGAACUGCUAUUAAUGUUAAUUUAUCAGACACUGGAGAAGGGAGUGAACUACAGACAUUCUCAGAGCUGAAUGAAGAGUCCCGAGGUUCUACAAUAUCUCUGAUAAGAACAGAUUGCUUAUGAAACUCCACCUCUGUAGGGAAAU